This is a messenger RNA of Penaeus monodon (black tiger shrimp), 955 nucleotides long. RefSeq lists its product as uncharacterized. The record is from RefSeq and is a predicted model, not a curated record. NCBI's taxonomy places the organism in Eukaryota, Metazoa, Arthropoda, Malacostraca, Decapoda, Penaeidae.
CAGUCUCAAGCACUCAGCGCCUGCAUUCGUACUGUACUCUCCCUUGUCUCCUGAGUCGUCUGUGUACAAAAAUCGCCAUGGCUGUUAAGGGUCUCCUCAUCUUCGCCGUCCUCGUCUCCGCCCUCGCCUUCUGCCACGCUAGCGAGACGCCCUCCAAGAAGCCUGAUGGGCGCCUCUUCUCCACCUCCGACAACACCUCCGUCUCCAUCGACACCCAGGGCUUCAUUGGGCUCAUUAUCCUCGCCGUGAUCAUAGGUCUCAUAGGAAUGGUGCUGGGCGUGUUCUCCAACGGCAAGACUGACCUGACUGGAUACGCCAGGAAUCAGCCUACAACGUCCACCGCUCUAUGGAAGACGCCCAUACCAAGUACCAGUAAGAUGGUAUCAACGAUGGAAACAUACCGGGAGGGGAUGAUAGGCCUACCCAAAAAUUAUGUCUUCGUUUGAUGUAAUUCAGGGGGGAAAAGGUUGUAUUCUCUUCGUGGAUUGACUUUGCUGUUGGAUAUUGAUGAUAGAUUGAAUGGUAUUUCGUUGAGGAUUGAAUGAGAUGAGUUUCUGACGUGAGUUUCGCUAGGUUGGCCUAGAUGCGUGAGAUGAUCUGAAGCUUUGACUUGACUGAUUUAAUGAGUGACUUCUCAGGUAACCAGUGACUGACUCUUCUCAGGUGACUUUAAAUGACUAACGGGUGACUCUACCUUGACUAAUGAAUGACUCUCUAGGAUGGUUGACCUACUUAGGUGACCGAUAGGUGGCUUCCCAGGUGAAAAAGGGUGACUUUCCAGAUGACUGACGGCGACUGAAAUAUUGACUUAAGGUACUCUGGCUGACUCAAAGACUCAUUAGUGACUAGAUUACAACACAAGACUCGAUGCACGAUAACCUGUGCGACUUACUGAAAAAAGUUACGCAAACGGAAAUACUGAAAGACCGUUAUUGUAACUGUUGUUUCACUUCUU